Topomyia yanbarensis is the source of this 1074-nucleotide messenger RNA. Its product is annotated as protein dissatisfaction-like. Lineage: Eukaryota; Metazoa; Arthropoda; Insecta; Diptera; Culicidae. The record is from RefSeq and is a predicted model, not a curated record. The transcript has a single exon. The coding region runs from base 1 to 1074 and encodes 357 amino acids.
AUGAAAAACUGUCCCAACAACAGCAUUGUCAGUAAAGUAGUAGGAGCCACAGCAGGAGCAACUGCUCAAGUCAACCACCAACAGGCCGCCCAUUUUAAUCUGAUUACGAAUCCAGCAGCAGUAGCUGCAGCGGCUAACCCUUUAUCUGCUACUGCCGCUGCCAAUAUAAACAAUAGUCUCAUUUCCCCGCCAUCGAUUAUGACAAACGCAAAUAAUGCAAUUAUCCUAGCAGCUCAUCACCAACAACAUCCGGCAACAAUGCAUCAGCAUCACCCUUUUACUCCGGCACACCAUCACCACCACCACCACCAUCUGAUAGCAGCAGCAUCGGUCAAUCCAAGUGCUACGAUGACACCAAUUGCGGCCGCUGCCAAAUUUUACCAUCACCAACCAACGGCAACGAUCGUGAAUUCAAUGCUAGCACCAGCAUCCAGUUCCGCUUCUUCCAACAACAUUCACAGUGGCCGUCAGCUGCCAGUGCGAACAAUUACUGCAGUUGUUGGUGCUAUGACCACGGUUGCUACUCUAGCAUCGACUGCAGCUACGACAGUGCUAUCUCCUUCAUCUUCCGCAACCGCCAAUGGAAUUGUUCCUCAAAGCAAUGGUAGUAAUAAUAGUAGUACUAGUAACAACAGCAGCAGUAACAGUAUUGCAGCAGCCGUCGCUGCUAUCAUCAACAGUAAUUUGAACUUUAGAAACAGCAACCAUCGUAGCAACAGUAUCUCUACUAAUAAAACAGGUGUAAUAGUUCCCAGCAACAAUAGCGCUAUCAGUGGUAACGGCAGCAGCAGUAUCGAGCAUAAUCAUUUUAAACACAAACUGAAUAACGACAAUGAAACUAGCACAGGUCACACUGAGCACAGCAGCAACGGGGAAGAUGUCGAUCCUGCACGAAAGAAGAUUAAGUUGGAAAAUGGUAGCAGUGAGUAUACUGACAACACUAUCAGCAGUAAUUGCGCUGCAGUGGAAGGGACAGCCACAACAACGACCACUAUGACAACAACGAUGACGACCACACAAAUAACAAACAACGUCGGUAAUGCGGACAAUGGCAAAAUCAAGCAGGAAAGAUGA